UUUUUGCGCUUGCGUAAAUGUGUUUCUCUUGACAUUAAUUUCGCUCCAAUGUCAGGAAAUUUAUCAUACUAAUAUCGUGAUAUUGUUGUUUGCCCGCUCGCCGCUCGUUCGCAUACCACAAGAAAAGCAAAUCUUGCAUAUGUUGUUCUUUGUUCUGACUUUUGAACAUAUAUAAUGUAAUCGUCAAUAAGAUAUUAUAUGCGCAGCAUAUCCGUGAUCAUGAAUAUUAUAUCUAAUCGUGUCAUAUUAUACGUUAAAUCACUUUUCCUUACGAGAGGCGCAUCGAUAAGUUGCUCCAGACAGAAGGACAAUUUCCAAGAUUUGAUUCAUCCAGAAGGGCGGGAACCCAACAUUCCGCAUUAUGUAGAACGCGAAGGAGAAAGUGGUGAUCUGAAAAGAGCAAGAUUGACAUAUCAAUCUCGUAAACGCGGGAUGUUGGAGAAUGGUUUGCUUCUUAGCACGUUUGCAAAGAAGUAUUUGAAUACAUUCAAUGAUACGCAGUUAAGAUUGUAUGAUCAACUUAUAAAUUUGCCAACCAAUGAUUGGGACAUAUUUUAUUGGGCAACUGGUGUUAAACCAACUCCACCUGAAUUUGAUAAUGAAGUGAUGGACAUGUUGAAAAAGCAUACUCGAAACAAAGAUCGACAAGCUAGGAUAAUGCAACCUGAUCUAUAAAUAAUGUAUAACAUAGUAACGAUAUUAAUAGAAUGUAACAUAUAGUAAUGUAGUUAUUUAAAUUAAUACAAUUAGAAUAAAUAAUAAAUUAUUGUGAUGUAUCUUAUAUAUACACACAUAUGUAUGUUAAGUUAUUAAAGAAAAAGUAAUCUUAUUUUUUAA
Cataglyphis hispanica is the source of this 837-nucleotide messenger RNA. Its product is annotated as succinate dehydrogenase assembly factor 2, mitochondrial-like. The coding region runs from base 199 to 675 and encodes 158 amino acids. The record is from RefSeq and is a predicted model, not a curated record. Gene Ontology annotation, cellular component: mitochondrion. Gene Ontology annotation, biological process: tricarboxylic acid cycle; protein-FAD linkage; mitochondrial electron transport, succinate to ubiquinone. Lineage: Eukaryota; Metazoa; Arthropoda; Insecta; Hymenoptera; Formicidae. The transcript is spliced from 3 exons.